Molecule: messenger RNA, 3408 nt
Organism: Lipotes vexillifer (Yangtze River dolphin)
Lineage: Eukaryota; Metazoa; Chordata; Mammalia; Artiodactyla; Lipotidae
Gene: PCDH18
Product: protocadherin 18
Exons: 5
Coding region: 1-3408 (1135 amino acids)
Biological process (GO): homophilic cell-cell adhesion
Cellular component (GO): plasma membrane
Molecular function (GO): calcium ion binding
Source: RefSeq, a predicted model, not a curated record
AUGUACCAAAUGAAUGCUAAAAUGCACUUUAGAUUCGUUUUUGCACUCCUGGUGGUAUCUUUCAACUCCGAUGUACUGGGCAAGAAUUUGAAAUACAGGAUUUAUGAGGAGCAGAGGGUUGGAUCGGUAAUUGCAAGACUAUCGGAGGAUGUGGCUGAUGCUUUAGUUAAGCUACCUAAUCCUUCUACCGUUCGCUUCCGAGCCAUGCAAAGGGGAAAUUCUCCUCUACUCGUGGUCAACGAGGAUAGCGGGGAAAUCAGCAUAGGGGCAAAAAUUGACCGCGAACAACUAUGCCAGAAAAACUUGAACUGUUCCAUAGAGUUUGAUGUGAUCACCCUACCCACUGAGCAUCUGCAGCUUUUCCAUAUCGAAGUUGAAGUGCUGGAUAUUAAUGACAAUUCUCCCCAGUUUUCAAGACCUCUCAUACCAAUUGAGAUAUCAGAGAGUGCAGCAGUUGGGACUCGUAUCCCUCUGGACAGUGCAUUUGAUCCGGAUGUUGGGGAAAAUUCCCUCCACACGUACUCUCUCUCUGCCAAUGAUUUCUUUAAUAUCGAGGUUCAGACUAGGACGGAUGGAGCGAAGUAUGCAGAACUCAUAGUGGUUAGAGAGCUGGAUCGGGAGCUGAAGUCAAGCUAUGAGCUUCAGCUCACCGCCUCGGACAUGGGGGUGCCUCAGAGGUCUGGCUCAUCCAUACUAAAAAUCAGCAUUUCAGACUCUAAUGACAACAGCCCUGCUUUUGAGCAGCAGUCUUAUAUAAUACGGCUCUUAGAAAACUCCCCCAUUGGCACUUUGCUGCUAGAUCUGAAUGCCACUGAUCCAGAUGAGGGCGCUAAUGGGAAAAUUGUCUAUUCCUUCAGCAGUCAUGUGUCUCCCAAAAUUAUAGAGACUUUUAAGAUUGAUUCAGAAAGAGGACAUUUGACUCUUUUCAAGCAAGUAGAUUAUGAAAUCACCAAAUCCUAUGAGAUCGAUGUUCAGGCUCAGGAUUUGGGUCCAAAUUCAAUCCCAGCUCAUUGCAAGAUUAUAAUUAAGAUUGUGGAUGUUAACGACAAUAAACCUGAAAUUAACAUAAACCUCAUGUCCCCUGGAAAAGAAGAAAUAUCUUAUAUUUUUGAAGGGGAUCCUAUUGACACAUUUGUUGCCUUGGUCAGGGUUCAGGACAAGGAUUCUGGGCUGAAUGGAGAAAUAGUUUGUAGGCUUCACGGACAUGGUCACUUUAAACUUCAGAAGACUUAUGAAAACAAUUAUUUAAUCUUGACAAAUGCCACGCUGGAUAGAGAAAAGAGGUCUGAAUACAGUUUGACUGUAAUCGCUGAGGACAAGGGGACACCCAGUCUCUCAACAGUAAAACAUUUUACUGUUCAAAUCAAUGAUGUAAAUGACAAUCCACCCCACUUCCAGAGAAGUCGAUACGAAUUUGCAAUCUCAGAGAAUAAUUCGCCAGGGGCAUACAUCACCACCGUUACAGCCACAGAUCCUGAUCUUGGAGAAAAUGGGCAGGUUACAUAUACCAUUUUGGAGAGUUUUAUCCUGGGAAGUUCCAUAACUACAUAUGUAACCAUUGACCCAUCUAAUGGCGCCAUCUAUGCCCUCAGAAUCUUUGAUCAUGAGGAAGUGAGUCAGAUCACUUUUGUGGUCGAAGCAAGAGAUGGUGGAAGUCCAAAGCAACUCGUGAGCAAUACCACAGUUGUGCUCACCAUCAUCGACGAAAAUGACAACAUCCCUGUGGUUACAGGACCGGCACUGCGCAAUAAUACCGCAGAAAUCUCCAUCCCCAAAGGGGCCGAAAGCGGCUUUCAUGUCACAAGAAUAAGGGCAAUGGACAGAGACUCUGGUGUGAAUGCUGAACUCAGCUGCUCCAUAGUAGCAGGUAAUGAGGAGAAUAUCUUUGUAAUUGAUCCACGGUCAUGUGACAUCCAUACCAACGUCAGCAUGGAAUCUGUUCCCUACACAGAAUGGGAGCUCUCAGUUGUCAUCCAGGACAAAGGCAAUCCUCAACUGCAUACCAAAGUCCUUCUGAAGUGUAUGAUCUUUGAAUAUGCAGAGUCAGUGACAAGUACAGCAAUGACCUCAGUAAGCCAGGCGUCCUUGGAUGUCUCCAUGAUUAUAAUUAUUUCCUUAGGAGCAAUUUGUGCAGUGUUGUUGGUUAUUAUGGUGCUGUUUGCAACGAGGUGUAACCGAGAAAAGAAAGACACUAGGUCCUACAACUGCAGGGUAGCGGAGUCAACUUACCAGCAUCACCCAAAAAGACCCUCCAGGCAGAUCCACAAAGGGGACAUCACAUUGGUGCCUACCGUCAACGGCACUCUGCCCAUCAGAUCUCAUCACAGACCGUCCCCUUCUUCAUCUCCUACCUUAGAAAGAGGGCAGAUGGGCAGCCGGCAGAGUCACAACAGUCACCAGUCCCUCAACAGUUUGGUGACAAUCUCAUCGAACCACGUGCCAGAGAAUUUCUCAUUAGAACUCACCCAUGCCACCCCUGCUGUUGAGCAGGUCUCCCAGCUUCUUUCAAUGCUUCACCAGGGACAGUAUCAACCAAGGCCAAGUUUUCGAGGAAACAAAUAUUCCAGGAGCUAUAGAUAUGCCCUUCAAGACAUGGACAAAUUUAGCUUGAAAGACAGUGGCCGUGGUGACAGUGAAGCAGGAGACAGUGAUUAUGAUUUGGGGCGAGAUUCUCCAAUAGACAGGUUGCUGGGUGAAGGAUUCAGCGACCUGUUUCUUACAGAUGGACGAAUUCCAGCAGCUAUGAGGCUGUGCACGGAAGAGUGCAGGGUCCUGGGACACUCUGACCAGUGCUGGAUGCCACCUCUGCCCUCACCUUCCUCUGAUUAUAGGAGUAACAUGUUCAUUCCGGGGGAAGAAUUCCCAGCACAGCCGCAGCAGCAACAUCCGCAUCCGAGUCUCGAGGAUGACACGCAGCCGGUAGAUUCCGGUGAGAAGAAGAAGAGUUUUUCCACUUUCGGGAAGGACUCGCCAAACGGUGAGGACUCUGGGGACACCAGCACGUCCUCUCUGCUCUCGGAAAUGAGCAAUGUGUUCCAGCGCCUCUUACCCCCUUCCCUGGACACCUAUUCUGAGUGCAGUGAGAUGGAUCGAUGCAACUCUCUGGAACGCCGGAAGGGGCCUCUGUCAGCCAAGACGGUGGGUUACCCACAAGGGGUGGCGGCCUGGGCGGCCAGUACGCAUUUUCAAAACCCCGCCGCCAACUCUGGCCCCCCACUUGGAGCUCAUUCCAGUGUGCAGCCUUUUUCAAAAUGGCUGCCGGCCAUGGAGGAAAUCCCUGAAAACUAUGAAGAGGAUGAUUUCGACAACGUGCUCAGCCACCUCGGUGACAGCAAACAUGAACUCAUGGAUGCCAGUGAGCUAGUGGCUGAGAUUAACAAACUGCUUCAAGAUGUCCGCCAGAGCUAG